Molecule: messenger RNA, 2333 nt
Organism: Malaya genurostris
Lineage: Eukaryota; Metazoa; Arthropoda; Insecta; Diptera; Culicidae
Gene: Dbp73D
Product: probable ATP-dependent RNA helicase Dbp73D
Exons: 6
Coding region: 119-2308 (729 amino acids)
Cellular component (GO): nucleus
Molecular function (GO): nucleic acid binding; ATP binding
Source: RefSeq, a predicted model, not a curated record
GAAACAAUGUUCGACAAGUAUAGAGAGAACCAGAUGAUAUUAUGACAGCUAGAAUUGGUAAAUAGAAGGUCUGAAGUUCCCAUAAAACACGUGUAUUUUGCAUUAUUUUGUGUAUAUAAUGGAACUAUUUGCUAUAAACCGAUUCGACGACACAAGGUUGACUAGAGAGGAUGAAAUUACGCAAGAAGAACAGCUACUUCAGCGUCUGCAAAAACAGAUUAGCAGUAAAAGAGAAAGUCGAAAAUUCAAAGAUGCAAGCCCUGAUAAUCCGUCGGAUAACGACACACAAAAUAUCGGAAAUAGAGAAGAAUGUGUGGAACACGAUCAACAGAAUGACCAUUCAAAUAGAGAAGAAUGUGUGGAACACGAUCAACAGAAUGACCAUUCAAACAACAGUAAUCAAGAAGAAGAAAAUGAAGAACCUCCAAAACAUGAUUCUCACACAGACGAAGGAACAGAUUUUCUAGUUCUUGGAAGUAAUCGCUUCCAAAAAUUAAAACAGGUGGAAAAAAUUCUGCCUCCAUGGCUGUCCCAUCCAACAAUAAUCGAUAGUGACUUUACUAGGAAAGGAAAAUCGAUCAAGAAACUGCAGUAUCUUGAUGAGCAACUGAGAAAAAAUCUUAAAAAUAUGAAGUACAAACGCCUCUUUCCCGUCCAAGAAACCGUGAUACCCUGGAUACUGGAAGCUCACCAGAAGCCAGCUCCUUUCUGGCCCCGAGAUGUUUGCAUAUCUUCACCCACCGGUAGUGGGAAGACACUUGCCUUCGCUGUCCCAAUCGUUCAAAUGUUGCUCAAGAGGAUUGCUCCUGCCAUAAGAGCUCUAGUUAUUUUACCGGUAAAAGAACUCGCCGAACAAGUGUUUGGCGUUUUCGCAAAGCUUUGCGAAGGCACUAAAGUUCGUCCUAUACUUUUAUCACAAAAGCAAUCGUUUAGCGUUGAACAGAUGAAGCUAGUAGAUAGUUUUGACGGAGAAUACAUGCCCAAGGUGGAUCUUAUUGUAACGACCGCUGGUCGAUUAGUAGAACAUCUUCAUUCAACGGUAGGAUUUACCUUGCGACAUCUUCGUUUUUUGAUCAUAGAUGAAGCGGAUCGUGUGAUGGAUCAAAUUCAGAAUGAUUGGCUGUAUCAUCUCAACAAGCACGUUCAGCAAGAGUCGGAUGAGUAUCUGUUGGGAAGAACCGCUGGUCAAUUGUCACAAACGGAGCUGUUCGAUAAACCGAGACAGCCACACAAACUGCUAUUUUCAGCUACUCUUAGUCAAGACUCGGAGAAACUCAAUACCUUUAAACUUUUUCAUCCGAAACUAUUUACAGCAGUUGCCGAUCCCGCAAAACGUUUGGCUGCAUUUACCAAACAUGCGGCUAAUGAAGAAAAACGUGGCAAAUUUGUUGGUCAGUACGCCACGCCUGCCGAAUUACGAGAAUUGAUGUGCAUGACGCAAUAUAAAAUCAAACCGUUGACUCUGUUUGCAUUGAUCAAGGAGAACAACUACAAACGCUUUUUGGUCUUCACCAACUCAAUCGAAGCGUCUCAUCGACUUUCCUUUGUACUGCAGAAAUUGUUGGGAAGUGAGUUGAUAAUCGAAGAGUGGUCAUCUUCUUUGAGCCCAACUGCAAGGAAGAAUGUGCUUAGUCGAUUCAUGCUUGGUAAAGUAAAUGGAAUCAUUUGUACGGACGCAUUGGCUCGUGGUAUUGAUAUAGAUGAUAUCGACGUUGUCAUUUCGUAUGAUAUGCCGAGGCAUAUUAACACGUAUAUUCAUCGAAUAGGCAGAACCGGUCGAGCAGGUCACCGUGGUACGUCAAUAACGAUGUUGAUCGAUGAGCAACGGAAUGAAUUCAAAUCAAUCUUAGCUGAAGCUGGAAAGGGAGAGCUGGAGUUAAUCGAAAUUCAAUCUAAUAUAGAGGAACAGUAUGCCGUAUUGUAUUCCAGUGCCCUAAACGAUCUUCGAGAGGCACUUGAUCUGGAGAAACAAACUAUUAACAAAAUUCGCAGCGGAAUGUCGAUUACUACCAUGACCACAGUGAAUCUUCUGAGCAAAUUGAAAGAUCGUGUCGAAAUCGAAAAUAGCAAUACUUCAGAAAAGAUCAAAUCCCUAGUACAUUUACCGAAGGCAUGGACGAACGAAGCCAUCGAACAACGUGCUUCCGGCAGUGGCAAUAACAAGCGUAAGUACAAAAUGUCGACAGACGAGGCAGCCAACGAUCAAGGUCAAGAUCAGCAAAAGGUAAAAAACAUACACCAAGAAGUGAAAAAACGAAAGAUGUCACAUACUCUUGCACGAAAAAGUAAGAAGAAAGUGGCCAAAUGAUCCGUGGAAGGAUCAGAAUAAUGAA